Drosophila takahashii is the source of this 2066-nucleotide messenger RNA. RefSeq lists its product as uncharacterized. Lineage: Eukaryota; Metazoa; Arthropoda; Insecta; Diptera; Drosophilidae. The record is from RefSeq and is a predicted model, not a curated record.
GCACACACUCUUAAAAUUUCGAUUGGUAAACUUUUCUAGUAGUCCUAAAAGAUUCCCUUGAAAUCGCUCUCAAGCGUCACAGUGAAAUUUUCAGUAUGUCCAAGAGGGUGAGCAUCAUGCUGCCCGAGGAAAUGCCGGCGACUCCCUCAGGCAGCAGCAAGAACCCGAUGAUGACCAACCGCACGGUCAGGAGUUCCAUCAAAAACAGCUCUAGUAAGCGCACGGAACUCGUACCGCCCGUUUUUGUGGUCGUCAGUCCGCAGACCAGUCAAAGUUCGAUGACUUCCGGAAUGCGGGAGAGUACCAGCACAAAUAGCCGUAGUUCUCUCAGUCAAUCGUUUAAGGAGAACUUGGAGGAGGGUUCACCCGAAGAAACCAGCCCCUUGGCCCAAAGUGGUUCAAACAACUCCCAGGAAUCGACCACCGCUUCGAUCAGGCAGUUCCUCCGCAGCACAGUCGCUCUGGUUCGCGCCGGCGAAUCCUUCACCUCCGUGAAGCGCCUUUUCCAAAAGUUUAUCAAAAAUAGCGCCUCUAUCUCGCAAUCCAAGCCCUCGGAGGUAUCCCCAGAUUCCUCCGCCUCCCAGGUGGCAAGUGGGGAGAAUCCCUAUCUCAGCAAGUCCAACGAUACGCUGAUCACCGAUUCUCCGGCCCAGUUUACCGUUCCCAGCACCUCGCAGAUGACGCCCACCGCUCUCCGCUCCAAUCAGUCGCUCAAUAACGCCAACUACGACCUCACCAGCCUGCUCUCGGACAUUACACCCCUCACGGGCUACUCAACCAGGACGGAGGCGGGAUAUCGAACCGAUACUUCCGAGCCACCCUCUGGAAUCCCACCAUCCCGCAGUCGCUCCAAGUCGAGGAGUCGCACUGCUCUUAAAUUCAAGGCAUCUUCUGGUCCGAUUUCAAGAACCCGCUCUUCUAGUAGAUCAUCUCCCCGCAAGAAACUGAGUUCACCCAGAAGAUCACCCCGGCUGUCACCCCGGAACAUUAAGAAUGCACCCUUGGAACCUGCAUUUGCCUUGGUCAGCUCCUCCUCUGCUCGGAACUCCGAGGGAUCGCGGUUAUCGAGAAGCAGCCAGGGGUCAUCAUCCAAAGUGACGGCCAGGAACUUGACCCAGUCAAAGAAGAGCUCACCACGCCCCAGUACCUCCAGAAGUUCCCGUCGUGGCUCAAGAUCCCGCUCAAGAUCCCAAAGCAGCGCGAAGAGCGAGCUGCCACCCGAUCCCUUCGCUCUGCUCAGUCCCGAGGAGGCGGAGCCAAAUAGCCAGCCAGGUGGGAGCAAUGUCGAGGAUGGUUCCACCAGCUGUAGGACUUACGAGGAGGAGUGCAAGUGUCACCACUGCCAGGAUAUGCGGAGGGCUGUGAAGAGGGUGGAGUUCUUCCAGUCGCCCGAGGGGCAGAAACGACUGGAGGCCAAGCUGCUGGCCAAGAACUUCUUCAUGGAUCUCUGCGCCCUCUCAGCAGUGCGUGGCCAGAUUAAAGCCGAUCUGCACGGGAAACGCCGGCAUCCCUCGGCGCGCCUGAGUUACCCGGUGAGCAUCUGCGGGGCCACGCGACUGGACGGGGGAUCCCUAUCCCUCAAGUGGUUCACCCACGACCUGGACAGCGUGGACCACUUCGAGAUCUUCGUGGACAACAAGCCCAGUAGGAGUGUGUACAACCGGCAGGCCACUUCCACCGUCCUCGUGGAUGUGGAUGCUACUAGCACACACAAGUUGCGGUUGAAAGCGGUGCCGCAGCGAGGAAGCGCUGGCCGGGAUUCCUCGGUGGACCGGUUCAUGUCCGAGGUGGCAGCCGGUCACAUGCGGCAUGUGAGGCAGGGCGAGCUCUUUGCCAGAUGCCUUGAGCACUUGGACUCCCUGCCGCAACAGCGAACCCUGGUGGACUUCUGGAGGGACAGCGAGUUCCUCUACCUGCCCACUCAGACCCGCUGCUGACUGGGCAAAAUAAACUGAUUUAUGUUUAUAAGCGGCAGCACAGCUGUGUGGGCAGUAAUUGAUUACGUUAAUUUCGGCAUGCUGCUGACUAAUCGGCGGACAAGGCACUUAAUGCAGAAUCAACCUACA